Messenger RNA from Penicillium griseofulvum, 2313 nucleotides. Its product is annotated as sulfatase domain protein. The record is from RefSeq and is a predicted model, not a curated record. The transcript has a single exon. Bases 1 to 2313 code for a protein of 770 amino acids. NCBI's taxonomy places the organism in Eukaryota, Fungi, Ascomycota, Eurotiomycetes, Eurotiales, Aspergillaceae. Gene Ontology annotation, molecular function: arylsulfatase activity.
AUGGCUGCCGCCAAUACCUCCUUCUAUGUCUUUACCGGUGCUGAGAUCCACUGGCGCCAAGCCAAAUCCUUCAAUGGCGAUGCCGCCGCUAUGCAUACCCUGCUCUCCGGUUUGACCGGCUUCUUAAUUGUCGAGGGAAUCCUUUUGACAAUUUCUUUGUUUGUUGCCCAUCCUAUUCAUGCAAUCACUGGAGGAAUCCUGCAUGUCUGGGCCUGGCCUAUUCGGUGGUCGUGGGCUCGUGUGCGACCGCACGUGGAGCCCCUUAUCCAACGCUUCUGGCCUAAAACCAAAUCCGAAGCCCCCGACCUUCCCGAUCCUCGAAUCUAUGAACAGAUCAAUAUGGAUGACAACGAUGAUAUGAGUGAUAAUGAAGAGGGGGACCAUCUGUUGAAUACCGCUCAACUACCCAACCGCCUCCCGAAGUCCAAGCGAGUCACCGAUGGUGUGCUACAACGGUCUAUCAUCCUGGGAUUGUUCAGUCUCUUCCUCUUCCUCCGUUUCUUGCGGCCGUGGGAUCCGAUCUACAUGUACAUGUCAACCACCUUACCCUUGACGACUAUCAUCGAGGGCGCCGAACGUCACUCCCCCGUCGAUACCACCGGCGCACCCGGAAAUUUGAAUUAUUUGGACCAGGCUACCGCAUUGCGCCCACCACCACGUUGGGGCUGGAUGCCAAAGGAACCCAUCAGCGGUUUCGAGGACUGGGAUCAGACCGAACUCAUGGCGCUGCACUAUAACCCGAACGAUGACCCAUUGCAUAUCUCCAACCUCGAUCAACCCGUCCUGGAGGAGAUUCACAAGGCAUUGUCGAGCGGUGAUGUCAAGAUCAAGCAUGUGGUUUUCUUGAAACUAGAGAGUGCACGUGCCGAUAUCUUCCCGCUACAAAAGGACAGCUUCAUGUACAAUCGCAUCGCGGAAUCAUGGAAGGACAAGAAGAUUCCCGGAGAGGUGGUAGACCGCCUGGCAAACCUUACCCGCACCGCCGAGUUCUUGACCAACUUCCCCAAUGGAUUUGAGCACGAUGAUUCCCGUUUCGGCCGCAAAGCGUACGGUGGCAUUAGCGCCAGGGAUGCCAUCACCUCCGCCACAUAUACUCUCAAGAGUUUGACGGGAAGUUUCUGCGGUGUGACCCCAUUGGUCGCCGAUUUCAAUCGCGAAUUCGACCACCACAUCUACCAGCCCUGUCUGCCCCACGUCUUCGACGCGCUCAGCCAACAACCGGAUAUCACCAGCGAGACCGACGACUUCACCAAGUGGCCGUGGCACUCGACCUUUAUGAUGUCGGUCACCGAAACGUACGAUAACCAGGAUAAAUUGACUCCUCAGUUGGGAUUCCGUGACAAGCAGACCAAGGAGACCAUCACCAAGCCUGAAGCCAAGUAUUAUCCUGUCAAGAGUGCCGAGGUAAACUACUACGGAUAUCCUGAAACGGAGCUUCGAGGGUACAUCCGUGAUGCCAUCGAUGAUGCGGAGCGCGACCACCACCGUCUCUUCCUCUCCCAUCUCACGAGUACCACUCAUCAUCCAUGGGGAAUUCCGAACAAUACCUUCGAAGAGAUUAUGGGCUCCAAAUCCGGUUCGAACAACGAUAUGAAUCGAUACCUGAACUCGGUUGGUUACGUGGAUGAUUGGCUCUCGGAACUCAUCGAUAUCCUGGAGGAGAAGGGAGUGGCCAACGAGACCUUGUUCGUCAUGGCUGGAGAUCACGGUCUUUCUCUUCCCAACGACGGCGGUAUCACCCCCUACGACAACCCCCACGUUGGCAGCUUUAAGGUCCCUAUCGUGAUUGCACACCCUCUACUCCCUCCCGUGCAGAUCGAUACCCCAGUCAUCAACACCCAGAUCGUUCCCACCAUCAUCGACUUGUUGAUCGAGUCGGCAUCCCUCAGCGAGGACAGCACACGGUCCGCCCGCGAUCUUCGCUCGCUAUACGAAGGUCAAUCCCUGAUCCGGCCCCAGGUCGUCGAGAAAGACGGACGCGAAGCUUGGCAUUUCACCGUUAUGAACACCGGUGGUUCAUGGCUAUCCGUUCGGUCCGCCGCCCGACCCGAGUUCCGCCUCGUGAUCCCACUAGUCAACGACGUAGAAUGGCGCUUCUCCGACGUGUCCAAAGAUCCGAACGAGCUUAAGCCAAUGGAGCGCUUCAGCCUUGCAGAUCUCGCAGCCGCCGUCGAGAAGGAAUACGAUGAAGCUACUCUCGAGUGGCUAUACAACGCAUCCUACGUCGCCAACUGGUGGGUCCUGGAGAACUGGGACCGAUGGCACUACUCCAAAGAAGAGGCCAAGAAAGAGGAAAAGAAAGACAAGAUCUAA